CGUGGCGUCAGAGUCAACCUAAGAGCUCCUCUGUGUUCUUGGAUGUUUAGACGUUGGCCUGCGGAAGAUGCACUUUAUUUGUGUAAGGCAGGAAAUUACUAUGCAGGUGACAAAUUUGCAUCAGGUUUCCUCUGAUUUGUCCUGAAAUACAUGUGAGAACAAUGUGCACUGCCAAGAAAUGUGGAAUUAGAUUCCAGCCUCCAGCUAUUAUUUUAAUUUAUGAGAAUGAAAUCAAGGGAAAGAAUCGCCAGCGCAUCAUGCCAGUCCGAAACUUUUCCAAGUUCUCAGAUUGCACCAGAGCUGCUGAGCAAUUGAAGAAUAAUCCACGCCACAAGAGUUACCUGGAGCAGGUAUCCCCAAAGCAGCUAGAGAAGUUGUUUGCUCUUUUACGAGGUCACUUGUGUGGACAGAGUCUAGCAGCAACAAUGGAGCAAAUUCAGCAGGAGACAACCAUCAAUCCUGAAGAAGACAUGAACAAAUUAGACGACAAGGAGCUUGCCAAGAGGAAGAGCAUCAUGGAUGAACUCUUUGAGAAAAAUCAGAAGAAGAAGGAUGAUCCAGAUUUUGUUUAUGACAUCGAGGUUGAGUUUGUACAGGAUGAACUGCAGUCCUGCGGCUGGGACACAGAGUCAGCUGAUGAGUUCUGAUGCCACACACAGCUUCCUGGGCCAGCAGAAUGUCCAUGUUUUUACAAACAAAAUAGACUGAAUCUAGAAAAAUGCAUAAAGAACCCUAAAUGUAUAGGUUGGAUCUUAAAACCAAGACAUUUAUACCUACUAUGUAGGUGCAUAAAAAAUACAGGAAUAACAGUAUAGGAAUCUACCAGCCAGGAGUUUGCAGACUGAUGGAAGAUAAUGCAGAAAACUUGUGCAAAGCUAAUUAGUACUUCUAAGCAGCAAAAAAGACUAGAGAAAGAUGCUUGAUAAAAGCCAAAGAUGAUCAGAGCUUAGGUUCCUAUAGAGUAAAAUAGGGAAGUCUUCUUUUUAAGUGCAAGAUGGGGUGGGGUUUUGCUUGGCCCUGCAAUGGUAGUAUUUAGCAAAAAGCUUGGGUAGGAUUCCACAUGGGAGCAAUUAGAAAAAGAGGAAAAAUGGUAAAAUGACAAAAAAUAGAAAUUCUUUUUGGUGAACAGUGGGUAAAUUAUAGUUUGACGGAGAGUUAUCCUGUGUAUAUGUCUUUAUUUGUAUUUAACACUUUUAUGUGUGUUUAACACUGGUGUGGAAGAGACUCCUGCGAUGCGCCCUGCAUCUACCAGUAGAUACUCGUGAACAGCAGGGGAGUAUCACCCCUUGGCAUCAGGCAGUGCACACUAGCGACGUUCCGAAGCCUGGGACCUCUUCCCGUAGAUGAGAGGUUAGUUUCACUGCCAAAUGGGAAAUCCACCCGUAGUUCAUCCACAAUAGUACAGCCAGUUUAUGCAUGAAAUUUGGAGGUACAAAGAGAGAAUCUGGGCUGGGGCUGUAGCUCAGCAGCACAGCACUUGCCUGGCAAGUGCAAGGUCCUGAGUUCAAUUCCUAGUACCAAAAAUAAGAGAGCGAGAAAGGAUCUCUGUUUAAGCUAUUUGUGCACAGAUACAUUUGUCCUUACUACCAUGUUAUGUCAUUGGAAGAAAUCCUAUGUUUUCUACAAGGAAAUUAACAUUCAUUAAAUAAAA
Molecule: messenger RNA, 1651 nt
Organism: Octodon degus (degu)
Lineage: Eukaryota; Metazoa; Chordata; Mammalia; Rodentia; Octodontidae
Gene: Cep19
Product: centrosomal protein 19
Exons: 3
Coding region: 162-647 (161 amino acids)
Biological process (GO): trans-Golgi to periciliary membrane compartment transport; microtubule anchoring at centrosome
Cellular component (GO): centrosome; spindle pole; centriole
Source: RefSeq, a predicted model, not a curated record